AUGGCUUCCAGGCCUGACACUAACAAGAAGUCCAUGAACAGUGUCAAUCAGAGUUUGAAAUCAAUCUUCCUCAAGCCCAAUAAUGUUAGCAAGAAAUUUUCCACCUCUGGAGAUGAAACAUUACUUGGGGGAUUUUUUUCCUGUGUCAACCCUGAUGAAUGUACCCAGAGUUUCAAAAAAGUGCCAGUAAUUUCUGAAUAUGGAUCCAAAAUACCAAAAUAUAUCCAGCAUCCUCUUACUAUGUAUUUUGCCCUUGAUGAGAUCAACAAGAAGGCCAAGCUUUUCCCCAACAUCACACUAACACUGCAGAUUUAUGAAACUAGUUUCAAUGCCAUGAAGGCCAGUGAGUAUGUUUUAGAUUUUCUGUUUCUGAGUCAAGGAAGUCCUAUCAACUUCAACUGUGUUGGAAGAAGGAAUCUGAACUUCUUGCCUAUCAUUGGUGACCUCACCUCACUCAAUUCCAUCCAAAUGGCCCACAUGUUGAAUAUCUACAAGUUUCCACAGCUUCACUACUUUCUGAGAAACACUCAUUUUAAUAAUAGUGUGGGAGAAGAAAUCUUUUUUGAUGAGAAAGGGGAGAUUGACCUGGGAUACGACAUUUUCAGCUAUGUCUCCUUCCCCAAUAAAUCCUUCCAGAGACUCCGGAUUGGAAAGAUGGUCUCCAAAUCUCUUGAUGGGAAGAAAUUCAUUAUUAAUGAAAGUAUCAUUAUGUGGAAUCACAAGUUUCAGCAGCUAUGUCCCCAUGCCAGAUGUGUAGAGAGCUGCCGUCCGGGGUUCAGCAGGGUUGUUCAGGAGGGGAAACAUAUUUGUUGCUACAAUUGUAGACAAUGUCCUGAAGGAAGAAUUUCAAUUGGAACAGAUGCAGACCAAUGUGAGAGAUGCCCAGGAGAUCAGUAUUCGAAUGCAGAAAAAGUCCAGUGCCUUCCCAAACGUUUCAGCUAUUUAUCCUAUGGGGAACUCUUGGGAAUCAUUCUGACUUCCUUAAUCCUUUUCUUUUCAUCAACCCUCGUUCUUGUGGCCGUGACUUUUAUUCUACACUGGAACACCCCCAUUGUCAAAGCCAACAACAGGAACAUCACGUGCAUCCUCCUUUCCUCUCUCCUUCUGUGUUUUCUGUGCUCUCUGCUCUUCAUAGGUCAGCCUGGGAAUGUGAUUUGCUUUCUCAGGCAAACAAUGUUUGGCACCAUUUUCUCUCUCUCAGUAUCUUGUGUCUUGGCCAACACCAUCACGGUUGUUAUGGCUUUCCUGGCAACUAAGCCAGGAAACCAGAUGAGGAAAUGGCUAGGAAACAGACUGGCGAGAUCCAUAAUUGUCUUUUGCUCCUGUAUUCAAACUGUUAUCUGUAUGGUAUGGUUGAUCGUAUCUCCUCCCUUCCCUGAAUGGGACAUGCAUUCACAGGUUAAAGAGAUAAUUGUUCAAUGUAAUGAAGGCUCAGAUACCAUGUUUUACAUUGUCCUGGGCUACUUGUGGCUCCUAGCCAUCAUCAGUUUCACUGUGGCUUUCUUUGCCAGAAAACUUCCUGAUACUUUUAACGAAGCCAAGCUGAUCACCUUCAGCAUGCUUGUGUUUUGUAGCAUUUGGGUGUCCUUCAUCCCAGCCUAUCUGAGCACCCAGGGGAAAUACAUGGUGGCUGUGGAGGUCUUCUCCAUCUUGGGCUCUACUGCAGGCCUCCUGGGCUGCAUCUUCCUGCCCAAGUGCUACAUCAUUCUGCUGAACCCACAUCUCAACACCAAACAGCAUCUGACUAGGAAGACAGAUUAA
This is a messenger RNA of Thamnophis elegans (Western terrestrial garter snake), 1761 nucleotides long. Its product is annotated as vomeronasal type-2 receptor 26-like. Gene Ontology annotation, cellular component: membrane. Lineage: Eukaryota; Metazoa; Chordata; Lepidosauria; Squamata; Natricidae. The transcript is spliced from 6 exons. The record is from RefSeq and is a predicted model, not a curated record. Bases 1 to 1761 code for a protein of 586 amino acids. Gene Ontology annotation, molecular function: G protein-coupled receptor activity. Gene Ontology annotation, biological process: G protein-coupled receptor signaling pathway.